This is a messenger RNA of Striga asiatica, 327 nucleotides long. The record is from the annotation of a GenBank genome assembly. Lineage: Eukaryota; Viridiplantae; Streptophyta; Magnoliopsida; Lamiales; Orobanchaceae.
AUGCCUCGGAAUCGAUCGAGGCUUAGGGACGGCAGCGACUUCAUCCCAACACCCUCGCCAUGGAUUUGCAGUGUUUAUUUUUGUUUUCCUUUUAUCUUUUUUCCUGAAUUGAAUGUGAUGCGAAGGGGAUCCCAUGAGAGAGCUAUUGAGGGAUUAGGAAAACUUCAAGUCUGGCAUUUGAAGAAGCAGAAGGAGAUAUUAAUUAGUUCAAGUUUGAAAUUGAAAUUAGCGAAGAAGAAGACGAAGAGUCUGAGCGAUGUCAAAACACCCGAGGCCGUGAAGAAGAAGAAAAUCAUGACAGCUUUUUUGAGAAUUUUUUUCGUUUGA